AUGUGGAUGGUGUCGCCGCCGGUCGAUGAAGGAUCUGCCUGGCUUUGGGACACGGCAAAGGCGGGGGGUAUUUUCCAGUCCACCAAGAAGCUGGUGCUGAGCGAGCAAGCAGGACGGGGACAGGCACUGGAAUUCCUCCGUAAAAACGUGGCCAACGGGCUCUCCGUGGCCAACCUCCUGGCUGGGCUUUCCUCCAUCCUCUGCAGCGUAAACAGGCAGUACCAGUACUCCUGCUGGCUCCUGCUCCUGGGCUUCCUGCUGGAUCUGGCUGACGGGGCUGUGGCUCGGCAGCUUGAUGCCUGCUCAGCACUGGGUGCCAAGCUGGAUGAUUUCGCCGAUUUCACCACGUUUGGGCUGGGCACGGCGCUGUUGCUGCAGCCCCAGGGUGUGCUGGGGGGACUGCUGACCCUUGCCUAUGUGCUGGCUGUCUUUGCCCGCCUCUGCUUCUUCUCCAGCGGGAUCCCCUUCACCUACCGGGGGCUGCCCUGCCCCUACGCCUCAGCGCUGCUGGCCAGCACCUUCCUGCUCACUGGAGGACAUGUGGCCCUGCUCCGUGUCGCCGCGGCUGCCAUGAUCCUGUUCAUGGCCGACUGCGGCUUCUACCCCCACGACAGGGUGCUGGAGUCACAGCUCUGGAAGAAAUUGGUUUAUGCUGGAGGGGUGUUGGCUGUCCUGCUGGCACCGAUGGCGGUGGCUGCGGUUUAUUGCCUGGCCUGGUCCACGUCCUACAUCAUCUUCCCCUAUGCCCUCUGGAGCUGCAAGGCCUGA
Cinclus cinclus is the source of this 768-nucleotide messenger RNA. It is a transcript of the gene TMEM269, whose product is annotated as transmembrane protein 269. NCBI's taxonomy places the organism in Eukaryota, Metazoa, Chordata, Aves, Passeriformes, Cinclidae. Gene Ontology annotation, cellular component: membrane. The coding region runs from base 1 to 768 and encodes 255 amino acids. Gene Ontology annotation, molecular function: phosphotransferase activity, for other substituted phosphate groups. Gene Ontology annotation, biological process: phospholipid biosynthetic process. The record is from RefSeq and is a predicted model, not a curated record. The transcript is spliced from 7 exons.